AUGAGUGUCUCAAGUAGAUUAAAGGAAACCUCUAAUUGGAUGAGUUCAAUGUUUAAUAUCGUCAGAGAUCCAAAAGCAUCAGAGUCAGCAUCAUUUUCAAAUAGAGUUAGCUCAGCAGCAACACCACCAAGAAGAUCAAGUUCAACUACUACCACAACUACUACUACCACUACCACCACAACAACAACAUUAUCAUUCGAAGAGGCAUCAAAAAUCAAUGAAAAUAAAUUAAAUAAAAAUGUAGCACCACAACAAUCAUUAUCAUCACAAAAUAAAGAGGAUUUAAAAAAAUUACUUCAACAACAAUUAUCAGAAAUGAAAUUAAAAAGACAGGGUAAUAAAGACCAACCAAAUAAAAGAUUAAAAGACAACGAAGGAAAUAAAAAAGAUAUUGUAUCUAAUAAAUCAUCUGUAAAUAAUAAAUCUGCAAACACCAAUAAUAAAAACCAAAAUAAUAAAAGACCAUUGGAAGAAGAGGAAGAGGGUGAAGAAUAUGGCAGCGAUGAAAAUAAUAUUGAUGAAGAUGACGUUUCAGAAGAAGAAGAGGAAGAGGAAGAAAAACAAAGUAAUGCAGAUUAUGAUGAUUAUGAUUUAAACUCAGAGUCAGGUUCCGAAAUGGAUUUAAUAAAUAAUAAAAAUUUAAAUAAAGAAAAUAGAAAGAAACAAGAGGAGGAUUUACAAUUUAGCACAUUUGAUUUUAGCAGUGGUAAAGCAAUUCCAACUUAUUUAUUAAAUAAAGGUAGAAAAACAAGUAAAAAAGAGUUAUUAGAAAAGGCUGAAGAAAAAGAAAAAAUUUUACAAAAUGCCAAAAAGAAAGGUGCCAGUAAAGAGUUACAAGAGGCAGCAGAUGCAAUUCGUUGGGGUUCAGCAUUUGAUAAAGUUCAAGGGAUCAAAGUUAAGGAUGAUCCAUCUCUCUUAAGAAAAUCAAUUAAAAAAGUCGAAAAAACAAAACUCAAGAGUGCUCGUGAAUGGGUUCAAAGAAAGAAAGAAAAAGACGAAAGAUUAAAACAACGUAUUGCCAAACGUGAAGCAAACAUCCAAGCUAAAAUAAAGGAGAAGAAAGAAAGAAAAAUGGGUAUCAAAAAGAAGAAACCAACCAACAACAAUAACAACGGAGGUGGCUUAAAACGUGCUGGAUUUGAAGGAAAGAAACAAAAGUUUAUAAAUAAGAAAUAA
Molecule: messenger RNA, 1176 nt
Organism: Dictyostelium purpureum
Lineage: Eukaryota; Evosea; Eumycetozoa; Dictyosteliales; Dictyosteliaceae
Exons: 2
Coding region: 1-1176 (391 amino acids)
Biological process (GO): ribosomal large subunit biogenesis; ribosomal small subunit biogenesis
Cellular component (GO): nucleolus
Molecular function (GO): DNA binding; RNA binding
Source: RefSeq, a predicted model, not a curated record